AAGACUUCUGUAACCGGAUAACCGCAGGGCGCGCGCCCUAACCGCACCGCUCGCGCAGCAGAAUGCACCUCGGCGCGCGGGAUAAGAGUUCGGCUGUACCCCGGUAACGGCUCGGUGUGUGUGUGUGUGUGUGUGUGUGAUCGCUCAGUUUGUCCUGCGGGCCGGAAGUGAAGAUCAGAGGAAGCGGCGCCGUUAUACUGAGACCCGCAGUGGACUGUGUGUGUGUGUGUGUGUGUGUGUGUGUGAUCCGCUCUCACUGUGACUCUGUCGGCUCGUCCGUUUUCUCUCUGAUCCUCGGUGGCGCGCGCAGGUGGAGGAUGGACGAGGCGGAGAAGUACCAGCAGAGACUGCAGGCCAUAGCGGAGAAGCGGCGGUUGCAGGAGGAACAGGAUCGCGCCAAACGCCAACUGGAAGACGAGAAACUCCGACUGCAGCAAAUGAAAAGGAAGUCUCUGAGGGAUCAGUGGUUGAUGGACGGACCUCCUCUCUCUCCAGACAGUGCAGGACCUCGCUCUCCCCUCUGGGGGGGACACGCCCAGCAGAUCGAAGCUCGCAUCGACAAGUUGCAGAGUGAGAUUGUAGAAAAAACACAUAAGGAAGAAGACUCAACUUCAGCCCAGUCGCACACAGAUCACCAUGGCAACGGCGAGAGAGCGAGUACUGUGACUCCACCUCCAUCAGGAUGUUCAGCGAACGGAGAGGAGAAAAGCUCGGACCCUCCGCACGACGCGUCUCUCACCAACGGCACUGCACAGGACACGAAUUCACACAAUGCCCAUGAUAAUGAUGUCAGCAAAGGGGCGGAGACUCUUCUGUUCCUGGGUUAUACGGAGGCGGAGCCUGGGCAGGGUUUGUGUAAUGACGAUGAGGUCAGUGCGGUCAUUCGCGCGGAGAGAGUGAUCAUCUCGGAGGAGGGAGAGGAAGUGACUGAAGAGUCGCAGGACACGCAAGCUGAGGAAGAGGAGGAAGUGGAAGAAAAGGAGGAAGAGGAAGAAAAGGAAGAGGAGGAAAAUAGAAAGGAGGAAAAAGAGGAAGAAGAAGCAGUUGAAGAACAAGUAGAGGAAAAAGAUGAGGAUGAAACGGAGGAAGCAGGAGAAAAGGGACAAGAGGAAAACGGAAAGGAGGAAAGAAGGGAAGAUGAAGAAGCAAUGAGAGAAAAAGAGCGAGAAGAAAAACACGAGGAAAAGGAGGAAGAGAUAGAGACAGAUAUAGAGGCAGAAGAACAGGUGAAAGAACGAGAGGAAGACAACACCGGGGAUGUAGAGAAUCGUGUAGAAGUGAGCGCCGAGUCCCACGCCGAGUCAAACUCGAUGACAGACGCAGCGGUGAAACCGGCACCGAACCCAGACUCGGAACCAGACGCAGGUCCGCCAGCUGCUGUUGAACAGGAAAGUGCCGCGGCUGAGCCACGCCCACAAUCCGUCUCUGAGACCCCAGGGGACGCAGACGAUGAACAGGCGCCUUCUGUCUCUGUCACGCUGCCCGCUUCAGCCCUGAAUCCUAACGGUGCUCAGAAAUCCCCAGACGUCGCUUCACCCGCCACAAACGCUGCGGCGCAGUUCCAGGAAAUACCACUGGAUGGCGCCACGGUGGAGGAGGAGCCGCUGUUGGCUGCGAAAGCGGAACCGCUGACGGACGCCACGAACCCGGACCGGGCCAAGGGGGCAAAGACGAAGACCUGCCAGUGCUGCUCGGUCAUGUGACUUCCAUGGUCAUGUGACUGCCACGGUCCUGCAGUCAGACAGACUGAGCGGAGAUUAAAACCAGCAGACAAACAGAACCGUAAAAAUACACCGAAAUUCACGUGUGUAAACGUGACUGUAGAUGAAAAGCGUGACGUCACCCUCAGCAGUCAAUCAGAAACGCGAUCGGACAUAAACAGGAAGUACUACAUCCAUGAAGGACACACAAUUACUUUACUGACUUCGAGUGAGGGUUUUCAUCAUUUUAACAAACUCCGACUACACCCCUGUGUGUGUGUGUGUGUCUGUGUCUGUGUGUGUGUGUCUCCUACACUGCUUCUGUGUGAGACAGCGGAUUAGCGACUAGACGUUUCAGCAAUAAAAUAAAACAAAGCGGUUACUAACCUUAAAACCCUGUAAGACAAUAAAGUGUAACUUUAGAUUAAUCUUGAAAUAUUUGGUGAUGUAGCCUGCAGAUGAUCUCAGUUUGAUCAGACGUGUUUCACUCGCUCAGGAGUCUGAUCUCUCAUAUGUCUGAUCUCUCAUAUGUCUGAUAUAAAGGUAGCUGAUUCAUAGUCCAUGAUACAAAAAGUGUGUAAUCUGUAAAAAUGAUACUCCACAGAAUUAAAGCAGAAGUUACAGCAUAUCAUGACAGAUGUUGCGGCAGAUGUUACGCUGCUAGGAUGCAGAUGUACAUUUUAAUCUAUCACCAAGUGCAAUUGUUAAUUUUUUAUAUAUUUUUAUAAACAUUAGCGUAGAGUGAAACCAUUUACACUCAAACUAACCUAAAAUAAGAAUUUCAGUUUCACCGGUGAACCUGCUGUUGUUCUCCAGCUUCAGUGCGCCCCCUGCUGGCCAAGACUAGGACGUUGCCUUCAGACUGUAACGGUGAGGAUCUCAGAAGAGUGAAGACAUCUGAAGAAGUUCUGCUGUUAUUGAAAAUCUCACACACCUGAAAUAUCUGGAGCUGACUUGAUCAUUUUCUCAGCUGAUUUUUAAAACGCAUCCUACAUUAUCAUUGGUUAGUUCUGAGCUGCUCUCGGCCAAUCAGAGCACAGAGGACUGAACCUUCCUAAACAGCAGCUUCUCCAUGACUUUGGUAUUUUUGCAAUGUUUUUAAUGUUACACUUUAUAAUGUUUCAGUAUCUUUAUUAUAUUCUGACAUUAUAGCUUUAAUAAAUAUAAAUAUAUAAUCAUU
This is a messenger RNA of Clarias gariepinus (North African catfish), 2880 nucleotides long. RefSeq names its product paralemmin 3 (gene palm3). The record is from RefSeq and is a predicted model, not a curated record. Gene Ontology annotation, cellular component: membrane. Lineage: Eukaryota; Metazoa; Chordata; Actinopteri; Siluriformes; Clariidae. The transcript is spliced from 7 exons. The coding region runs from base 318 to 1703 and encodes 461 amino acids. Gene Ontology annotation, biological process: regulation of cell shape.